Molecule: messenger RNA, 303 nt
Organism: Striga hermonthica
Lineage: Eukaryota; Viridiplantae; Streptophyta; Magnoliopsida; Lamiales; Orobanchaceae
Source: the annotation of a GenBank genome assembly
AUGUCUUGCUCAUCUCGUAGAAGCCAAAAUUCUGAAAAUAGUGGUGCCUCCAAUGUGUCGACACGGAAGCUGUGCGACCACGGUGAAGAUGCGAUCGUUCUCACCUCCAUGAUUAAUGAUAAUCCAUGUAGGAGGUUCUACAGAUGUCGAAAUAGAGAGAAAGGUUGUCGCUUCUUUGAAUGGAUUGAUCAAUCAUUGCCCGAGUUUCAAAGGACAUGCUUCAUAAGAUUGAAGGCUGAAAAACAUGAUUUAGAAGAAAAGUUGCGGGACAUGGAAAAUUUCACAAUCACAGAUCGAGUUUGA